This is a messenger RNA of Coccomyxa subellipsoidea C-169, 1612 nucleotides long. RefSeq names its product RNA-binding domain-containing protein. Gene Ontology annotation, cellular component: nucleolus; U12-type spliceosomal complex. NCBI's taxonomy places the organism in Eukaryota, Viridiplantae, Chlorophyta, Trebouxiophyceae, Coccomyxaceae. The record is from RefSeq and is a predicted model, not a curated record. The coding region runs from base 273 to 1349 and encodes 358 amino acids. Gene Ontology annotation, molecular function: RNA binding. Gene Ontology annotation, biological process: positive regulation of mRNA splicing, via spliceosome. The transcript is spliced from 8 exons.
AUAAUUUCUGAUCUGGUUGAUUUCUACGGAGCAGGUGAUUGCUGGGAAGAGAUUCGGAUGGAGAGCUUCUAGAAAAAGGGUCGCCUGAAGGCUCACAUUUGCUGGAAGCGGGUUGUACAAGCAUUGCUCGUGAGGUGGUUGGAUUGAUGUACACUGAACAUUUCGGCAGCAAAAUUUGAGUGCUGCUAGUAGCUGGACAGAGCAGCAGGAUCAGGGUGACACAAGCCAAUCUGCAUCUGCUUGGGCUUGUUGAUCUAUAAAGCCCAGCGCCGAUGGCGUCAGUAGCUGGCGGGCGAAUUACAGCGGGUGUUGGUGCCAAUCUCAUUGGCCAGCAUGCCCAGGAUAGGAAUCAGGAUGCAACCGUGUAUGUGGGCAACCUCGACGUGCAGCUGAGCGAGGAGCUUGUGUGGGAGCUCUUUGUGCAGUCUGGGCCUGUUGUCAAUGUCUACCUUCCAAAGGAUCGUGUGACCAGCCAGCACCAAGGCUAUGGCUUUGUGGAAUUCAAGAGCGAGGACGAUGCUGACUAUGCGAUCAAGAUCCUGAACAUGAUCAAGGUGUAUGGCAAACCAAUUCGAGUGAACAAGGCCAGCCAGGACAAGAAGACUCAGGAUGUUGGGGCCAACCUGUUCAUUGGAAACAUUGACCCCGAUGUCGAUGAAAAGCUGCUCUAUGAUACGUUCAGCGCCUUCGGCAUGAUCAUCCAGACACCAAAGAUCAUGCGCGACCCGGAGACCGGCGCGACUAAAGGCUUCGGCUUUGUGUCCUAUGACAGCUUUGAGGCGUCUGAUGCAGCCAUUGAAGCCAUGAAUGGCCAGUUUCUCUGCAACAGGCCCAUCACGGUAUCGUUUGCGUACAAGAAAGACACGAAGGGCGAGCGGCACGGCUCUGAAGCAGAGCGGCAGUUGGCGACACAGCAGCGCACAAAGGCAGCUGCUGCCAGCCGGCCGCACACGCUGUUUGCGUCCGGGCCCCGCCAGCGUCCAGACGGCGGCCUGGCUCCCUCAGACGACAAUGUGCCCGGACCGCCGCCGCCACCACCAGCUCCUGGCGCCCCUGGCAUGAUGUACCCAGGAGGCCCCCCGAUGCCAAUGCAGAUGCCGGGAUCAGGCCCCCCGCAGUGGGCGCCACCGCAGCAGCAGUAUGGUGGGCCGCCCAGGCCCCCUCCCUGGGCAGGGCAGCCGGGCGGACCCCCCCCUCCCUGGGGCCAGCCUGGCCCCCCAAUGGGCAUGCCGCCACCGCCGAUGGGCUACGCCCCCGGCCGGCCGCCGCCGCCCCCCGGCUACGGCAUGCCUCCCCCUGGCUGGCAGCCGCACAUGCCGCCACCCGCGCCGCAGGCCCCGCCGCAAUAGUUGUUGCUUUGAGCAAUGCCAGAGUUGGAGCUGCAUGCAACUCUAGCAAUGUCUUUCCAGCUAUGCCAGACAGUUUGUUGCAAGUAGUAUGCCCCAUCUUCAGAUUUCUUUUAUUGCAAGUGUGACUUUGCAUCUGAGUGCACAAUAGCAAUGAAAGACUUGGAAGUGUGUCAAGAGGCUUGGUUUUACUCAUGGAGCUUCUGGCUGCCCAAAGGUGGUCAUGCAUGGUGGAGCAGGUGCCAGGUGGAACCAGAUCGAUCUCC